Prosopis cineraria is the source of this 1471-nucleotide messenger RNA. RefSeq names its product WAT1-related protein At5g07050-like. Gene Ontology annotation, cellular component: plasma membrane. The transcript is spliced from 7 exons. Bases 71 to 1252 code for a protein of 393 amino acids. Gene Ontology annotation, molecular function: transmembrane transporter activity. The record is from RefSeq and is a predicted model, not a curated record. Lineage: Eukaryota; Viridiplantae; Streptophyta; Magnoliopsida; Fabales; Fabaceae.
UUUUACACUUAGGAGACACAAACAACUUCAAGUGUAACUCCUCAGUGGUCUAGAAAUCAUCCAAACAAAGAUGGAAGGGAAUGGGUGUUGCUGUGGGAGUUUUCUCCAGAGGUGUAAGCCUUACAUAGCUAUGAUCUCACUUCAAUUUGGUUACGCUGGGAUGAACAUAAUCACUAAGGUCUCCCUCAACCGAGGGAUGAGCCAUUACGUGCUUGUCGUUUAUCGUCACGCCUUCGCCACAGCUGCUAUUGCUCCUUUCGCUCUUGUUCUUGAGAGAAAAGUGAGGCCCAGGAUAACGUUUCUCAUGUUCGUGCAAAUUUUUGUGCUGGGUCUUCUCGGGCCCGUGAUUGACCAAAACUUGUACUACGCGGGAUUGAAAUUCACCUCCCCGACAUACUCGUGUGCUAUAAGCAACAUGCUCCCUGCAAUGACAUUUGUGAUGGCUGUUCUUUGCAGGAUGGAGAAGGUAGACCUGCGAAAAGUUCGAUGCAUAGCAAAAAUAAUAGGAACCAUAGUAACGAUUGCCGGGGCCAUGUUGAUGACGUUGUACAAAGGUCAAGUCAUCAACUUUUUCUGGACUCAAUACAUACAUCGUCCUAGAAAUUAUGUUAACCCCUCUGAUUCAGCGGAAAAAGAUUGGGUUAAGGGUUCUAUUCUGCUCAUUAUUGCUACCCUUGCCUGGGCUUCUUUCUUCAUCCUUCAGGCAGUGACGUUAAGGAAAUACUCUGCUCAGCUCUCGCUCACAGCUUUAGUGUGUUGUAUGGGUACACUUCAGUCAAUUGCAGUCACCUUUGUGAUGGAACACAAGCCAUCCGCUUGGAGCAUUGGCUGGGACAUGAAUCUGUUUGCUGCAGCCUAUGCAGGUAUAGUAUCAUCAGGCAUUGCCUACUAUGUUCAAGGGAUUGUCAUGCAGAGAAAAGGGCCUGUUUUUGUCACUUCCUUCAGUCCUUUGAUGAUGAUCAUCGUUGCCGUCAUGGGAUCAUUCAUCCUUGCUGAAAAAAUUUACCUUGGAGGAGUGAUUGGAUCGAUACUGAUCGUAGCGGGUCUGUACUCGGUUCUAUGGGGGAAACACAAGGAGAACCAAGAGAAAGAAGCAGAGAUAUUAGUUCCAGAAAUGAUCAAAGGAUGCAAACAAAAUGGAAGGAUGCAGACUGUUCUAGAAGACAUUGAAGAAAACGACAUUGAGAUGCAAGAGCAUGAAGCUAGGAAAGAAUCUGUUCCUGCGGUAGCCAUUAGUGUUCCACAGGCUUGAACAGAAAACAAUAAUAACUGCUAUGCGAGGGGUUUUUGUACCUUGAUCCCCUGUAUUUUUAAUUGCAACUUUUCUAUUGAAACGAGUUUGAAACUUUUUUUUUUUUUGGGUGCGUUUGGUAAUUGAGACACUAGUAUGAGACAAAUCGUCUUUGUAUCCGUGAUGUAACUGGUGACAAAUUGUAAUCUUGUUGAAAUGAGAAUCAAGAGAUUGCAGAAA